Molecule: messenger RNA, 3606 nt
Organism: Seminavis robusta
Lineage: Eukaryota; Bacillariophyta; Bacillariophyceae; Naviculales; Naviculaceae
Source: the annotation of a GenBank genome assembly
AUGUCAAUGUUUCCUUCCUUUUCAAGGACUCCAAAACAUAAAUACGACACCGAUGCUCCUGCAAAGACUCCAGGUGGCUGGAAAAGUGUGUUAGGUAUCGCGACGACGACGAAAAAGGAGCCUCCUCCAGACUCCGUAGGCGCCAGUACAGCUUCUACGCGGCUAAAUGGGGGCAUGUCCCACGGUGCCAAUGCUUCCGGAUUGACCAGCAGGGACAAUGCUGGUAGUCCUGAUAUUGGCGAUUACCAGUCACCAGCAGCAGCGUUGCAGUUCUCCCCAGAAGGCAGGGGAGCCUUUUCCAUCGGCACCAGCCCGACGAGAGGAGGCCGCAAAAAACCCUCUCGUCUCCAAUUCUCGGCUCUCUCGUCACGCAAUUCGCUUACAAAUGACGCGACAACUGCCACUGGCACACCAGCGCGAAACCGUGUUGCUUUUGGUGCCGAUGUGGAUCAAUCAGGCGUGCGAAAUAGCCGGUCACCGUGGCGUGGAGCAUCCUCGCAACUCACGACAACCACCGCUGAACCGUCUGUUUGGCAAGGGAGCCGAAACCGAUCUAAUGAAGUUGCAACCUCGACCUCCUUGUCUUUUCUAUCCAACUCCACCAGUGGCCGUGCUCGGAGAUACCGUCCAAAUUCAGGAUUGCUGACAGGGUCCAAGGGUGGUCGGCGUUACCGACGAACUGGAAAAUUGGACGAGGAAAAGUUUGGAAAGGCCCUCGCAGGCGUUCGAGACACCUUUCUACUACCAUACAGUAACCAAGAUUCGUCUACCAACGUCUACUCAACAAAGGGCGGAAUACGGUGGGGUUCGAUGGAGCGGCCGAGUAGAAUCCCUCAAGCCGUCCACAAACGACAACGCCCCGCUCAACGGAUGAAAGUGGCCGAUUCUGCUGAUGAAGACGACGACUUUGAAGGCGAAAGGAGUAGGAAACGCCGAAAGAAAGUCAGCUUCAACGAAGAUGACGAUGAUGCCGUCAUGACAAACACUGUAGCAACCCCCCACGGAAGCAAAGGGAGAUUCAGGCGAAAAGCAACCCCAAUGCCGAAGAAGGAAGGGAAUGCUGCAUUCGGAUCUCCAGCUUCAACAGUAGAUGAUGACGAAGAUGACGAGGUCAUUGCGCCUUCUUUGCAGCGACGGGACAACCUACCUACAGCUCCUGCUCGUCUUGAAUUGAAUUUCGGCUCCUUGAACAGCGACGCUCCAGUACCCUUGUCUUUUCCUUCGGGCAUUGUGACUUCCUAUGAUCCAACGGUCCCCGAUCCAGCUGCUUGCGAUCUCAAAUUUGGUAGUUCAGACAUUAAGUCAGCCAGCACUUCCGAGGGGAUGGUAUCAACCGAAAGCAAAAGCGAAUAUGACAAGAAGCGUUACGAUCGUCCGUUGUCGCCUGUGCUCCGAAGAGGAAUCGAUACACCUGAUGACACUGUUCCUGGACAAGCUCAAAAGAGACUCAAGCUCGGUGACAACAAGGACGAAGAAGUAGUCCCGGACUGGGUUUGCGAUAACUGCCAAGCCAAGAACUCAAACGACGAAUCCAAGUGUUUAAAGUGUGAGACUUACCGUAAAAGCGUGGCAGUUGCUGGGGGGUGGGGGAAUUUGUUUGAUGACUUCCAAAAGGACAAAUGGAAAUGCCCUGCUUGCAGCUCCUUUGUGGAUAAUAGCAAGGAUCAGUGCCAAGCUUGCAAUGAAAAGAGACCCGCAGAUGUCGGAACCAAUGCAGCCGCCGCUCCUUCUCCGACGCCCAACAAUUCCAGUGCUGCCCCCGCCUCGAAAUCUUUUGCCUUCGGGAAGCCAACCCCAAACCUGCCCGUUCCGACAGGGCCUGCUCCUGAGAACAAGUUUGAAUUCAAAGCUCCUUCUCCUGGCGCUGCCGCUCCCGCAAGCACUGGUGGUUUCAAAUUUGAAGCCCCCAAGAGUUCGGCCUCUGGAACGGGAUCGGGCGGCUUCCUUUUCCAGGCCCCCCAAGCUUCGAAGGAAGGCAAACCGGCCACAGCGCCAACAGCAAGUUCUGCGGCAGUUGGGGGUUUCAUCUUUGGCGGUACCGCUGUUCCAGCAAGUGGCUCGAAUGCGGUAGGUUUAGAUGCUGCGAAACAAAAUGGAACAACAGCCAGUGCCUCGAAGAUGUCUGCGAACGCGAAGACGUUUUCGCCUGCCAAGCGCACGGGGGAAAAUGGAGACAAAAAGCUUGGCGGAUCACCCAAGAACGUACAGUUUGGAUUGUCGGAGUCUGCUGGCAGUGGCGCAGGUAAAGGAAACUUCGGUUUUGGAACCGAUUCCACCUCAAAGUCACAAUCGACAUCUGCUCCUGCACCAUUUGCUUUCGGGUCAACAAAUGGUGGUUCUGCAGAGGAAAAGAAGAGCCAAAUUGACCCCCCUGCUCCUGCACCUUUCGUCUUUGGAAAAGCACCGGCUGGUUCCGAAUCGAAAUCGUCGGAGCCGGCACCAGGUAGUUUUACGUUUGGUUCAGCUGCUGCAUCAUCGAGCGGAGAAUUCUCGACGUCCUUUGGGACGAAUCAAGCAUCAACAAGCGCUCCGUCGAAGUCCUCCAUGAGCGAGCAAAAGCCGAAACGUCAACGGGGGUAUGAUUUGAGCAACGGCGAGAAGACGAAGGCUGCAAAGACUCCAACGUCAUCGGGAGCGGCAUUGUUUGGUGCCCCUGCAUCUGCUGCUCCGAAGGAACCUGCUUCUGGCGGCACUAACGCAUUCAAAUUUGGUAGCGCAUCAGGUGACGCCGGGGCCGCUGUAGGCAACACACCAGCAGCGCCCUUUGGUAACUCGAGCGCUGCUCCAUCAGGCGGGCUUCAAUUUGGUGCUUCCGACCAGACGUCAAGCAACGGUACCUCGAAUUCAUUCACCUUUGGAGCAUCUAGUUCUCAGGCACCUGCACCUGCUCCCACAACUGGGUUUGGUCCUGCAGCUCAAGCAACUACUUUCGGCAGUAUCCCUGCUCCUGCGCCCGCUGUUCCCGUCGGUGGUUUUGGAGCGGCGCCAGCAUCAGCCACAACAUUUGGAGUCGCCCCAGCACCAGCCACAACUUUCGGGAGCGGCCCUGCUCCUGCGUUUGGGGCUGGGACGACGCCAGCACCAGGAGUAGCCUUCGGGGCUGCACCAGCACCAACCCCAGGUUUCGGUUUUGGUGCUGCUUCUUCGACAGGCUUUGGUUCAGCCAAUCCGCCUGCAGCAACUCCCGGUGCACCGACAUUUGGUGCUCCUUCCAACACGCCCGCAACCAGCUUUGGUGCGCCUGGCUUUGGCUCGCAAACACCGGCUGCGAACCAGGGCUUCAACUCUGCGGCGUUUGGCAAUGGCGGAGCUGCUAGUUCUGGCUUUGGAACCGCGAAUGCAGCACCCAACUCGACAGGAGCCUUUGGCACAACUGGCUUUGGUGCGCCCCCUGGUGGAGGGUUUGCAAGUACGCCUGUUCCCGCUGGGGGCUUUGGCGGGGGAGGCUUUGGUGCUGCAGCGCCCCAGGCACCUUCAACGGCUCCAAACUUUGGUGCUGCAGCGCCCCAGGCACCUUCUACAGCUCCAAACUUUAGCAUCGGAACAUCUGGUACGAAGCAACGGCGGAGAAUGGUUCGCGCCAAAAGACCUACGCGACCAGCUUGA